Messenger RNA from Fibroporia radiculosa, 3573 nucleotides. RefSeq lists its product as uncharacterized. Bases 1 to 3573 code for a protein of 1190 amino acids. Lineage: Eukaryota; Fungi; Basidiomycota; Agaricomycetes; Polyporales; Fibroporiaceae. The record is from RefSeq and is a predicted model, not a curated record. The transcript has 3 exons.
AUGGCGGUUCAGACGGAGAUGGCUAUCGUUGUGGUUGGGCGGAUGCCAGACGCUGAUUGUUCGCGUCCUGCUCGCUCGCCCUCGCGCAAGCGGUUUCGGAGCGUGGGAACUCGGCGCGCCCCUGCCUGUGAAAUAGUUAUACCGACAAUUAUGAGCGUUCCAGACUUUCGCCGUACCGGCGAACUCUGGUUCGUCGUCGUUGCGACCACCGUCGAAGGUCUGAAUGGAGUCGACGACCAUAUCCAUCCCCAGAAACCUCCACGAUCGGCCUUCCGCUGUGCGUUCCAAUUCUCUGGCCAGUACUGCGAGCUCUGGGGGUGCAUCCCUAACGCGGAGGUCGCACCUGACCGGCGAGGGAAAAGUCUUGGACCAACCGGUACCAAAACCAGAGAUGCAGACAACGGCCCCCAUGCGACUCCUCCCGACACACAUCAUCCCCCUCUCCCGACUACUCUGCACAACGAGGCGAAAGAGAUGAUAACUGCACCCAGUGCCCAGGUGGAGUCGUCGUCUUCUCGUAGGCCCUGGACAACAGGUUCAGAUGGACGGCCUACUGUUGUUGUCGAGGAGGCUUCCCAGAGCGACGGACAUGGAGAAUUUGGUGGUGGUAGUAUCGUACCGCGGCUGAGGCAGACACGAUCUGAGGGCGGGUCAAUAAAAGGGAUGAGAGCACGCGCCAUGAGUCUUCCCCGUCAAGUCUUCCGAACGAAUGCGUCUCCCGACUCAUCUUCUCAACCCAGUCCAUGCACUCCUGGACAGGCAUUUCAGGAUUUUACCCUCGUCAGAGUGGCUGAAAAUGAUCGCCCAAACUUCAGAGAUUCAGUGUUGACGCAUAUCUCUUCGACUUCGUCCUCCCUGUAUCCAGCCUCGACCAUUACGGGUUCCCAUACGGAGUCGUCCUUGCCAUAUUCUCCCGACGAAGAUUCUGACCGCAUGCGCGCGUUCACCCCCGAGAUUGUUUCUCCAGAAAAAUCUGACUUCGACGCGGACGAUGUCUCAUAUCGCCUUCGGCUCCUUGUGAACAACAGCUACUUUCUCCCCCCUGCGCAUGCUAAGCCUUCCCCUUUAUCACUGGCUCCCCCGGAUGCAGCUGUAUCCAAGAAGUCCCCUAACAAGACUUCUAAUAGCGCCUUCUUGGAUUUCUUCCGAAUAGGCAAGUCGAAAUCGAAACCCACAACGCCGGUGUCUUCCGCGGGUGAUGGUCUUAUGGGUCCUGUCUUGAGGACCACAUCUGAUUCCACGACUGUAUCCGGCUUCGUAUCGCGCCCUCCUGCUCAUUCGCUGCCUCAAACACCUAUUCAUGUGUUGCCGUUACCCAGCUCCAUGACUAGGGUCGUCGUCGUGCGAGAAAAGAUGGAGGAUCUCGUCGUGGCAGCGAAGCAGGCCGAGGAGGAUCUGAAAACGCGUGCAACCAUCCGAAAAGCACGGAGCCAAUCCAUACCGAGAGUGAAAGAUUGGCAAGUAGACGUGAUCGAUCCCACUGACGCCGUCGAUCUGCCACCGCCGCCCGUGGGGAGUAUUCCGUUUGCAGUCCAGACGUCUGCUGCAUAUGGGUUGGGCAUCAGAGAUUCUAUUGGCGCGGCAGUGCUGGCGGAACAACUACCCCCCAAUAGUCCAGGCUUAUGGUCCUUCAAUUCCGACGAAGACUCGUGGCGUAAGGCGCUUCUCCGUGAGGCCGUCAGUCACUCGUUGAGCAAUUCUGCCGACAUCUCAUAUGCAACUACUUCCACUGACCGGUCGCCCUUUCCAUCGCCGACUUCGCCUUCCAUGCAUACAUCGUCUGCGGAAACUUCGGACUCGUUAGAUGUCCCGACGCAGUCGACCCCGAGACAUAGGAUAGGACAGCAGAUUAUGCCGCCCCAGGAGCUGACCGUCCGUGCGGAGGUAGAAGUGUCGCAUAGUCCAACUACUCCAACUCAGUACGCCAAAGCCCCGAUGUCUGGCAGCAGCCUAGUUGCUUUUCUUACCAGAUCUCCUGCGGGAACGGUUGCAUCGUGGCCGUUCUCAAACAGUCCCCCUGGUCGCGCAGAGACUCCCGCCCAAACUCACCCGCUCGCACCCGCCCCUCGCAGGCAGUUGGGCAAUCCUCACUAUUCUCUUUCUCAGCCCGAUCUGUCAAACCCUUCUAUGGACGAGCAGCUAAGCUUGCCAGGGCCGUCACGUUCGUCGCCGCAGGCUCUCAGAAAAGCUGUCUCAUCCCCUGGGCUUUCCGACGCGCAUGGUGGUAGUGUUGGGAUCGAAUUCCGCGCGAUGUCUCUCAGCCCUCCUCCAAUGUCAAUCUCUCAGCGACUGUCUGCACAUUCGUCGGUCUCGGUGCAGGAUCUCCGACCGACUCCCUCGUUCUCGUCGAACCUUAGCGCGAUGAGCCAGGCUCGCAUAUCAGACGAUGACCUAUCGUAUGCCACACCUGCGGAUACUGAUGUCGAUCAGGCGAUAGAUUAUAGGCCGUCCGUGACGGUGUCGUUGACGACUGAGAACCGACCAUCAUUAUCGAUAUCUGACUAUUCGCAUCCCUCUCCGACGGCUUCGGCGUUCCACGAUGCGAUAUUUGGCAGCUGUCGGGCACCAUCAGUUUUAUCAAGGAGAAGUUAUGAGCCAGAGGAGUUUGAUUCAUCGAGUGAAGCAUUUAUCCUCGCAGAUAUCCCUGCCCCUCUGCCCCGUGCUCACGUCGCGUCCCCACCUCCUCGUGUCUCGUCCUCGGCGAAUCAUACUGUGCUACCUCCCCCUCCCAGGUCACCUGCAGCCAAGCCCGUUUAUCGUCCGUCUAUAUCCUCCCGCGCUUCCACUGAUCCUGGCCAUAAGUCGUCGCCUCUCAAUCCAUACUCGUCCCAUAGCGAUCCGCCACAAAAUUCAUCUAUAGAAUCGUUUGCAACUCCUGUCUCGGCGAUCGCAUUAUCUGAACGUCGUGGCCAAGCAUCCUUGCUUUCACUUAGGAUUCCGACCGAGUUUAUGCCUGCAGCCAUUCACUCGGCGCCAGCACCGGCGUCGCCCACGGAGUUCUUUGACCGUAUCGAGGCUACCAUGGAGCUGGAUGAACUCGACGAGAGCGACGAGGAAGAGCCUACUGCCCCGCCUGCAGCAGUCUAUUCGCGAUCUCGUGCGCGGGCAGAUUCCGAUAUCUCAAGCACCAGCAUCCCACGCCCACCAUUUAUGCGCUUGGGUAAUCACUCCACACCUCAGCUUGGCCCUCCGUCUCUUUCUGACGAGCCUUCAUCUCCAAUGCGCCUUUCUGAGAGCAGAAAGCCUGUGUCGAAUAUACCCGAGCGACCUCGCCGUGGCAGCUUUUUCUCGCACAGAAAGAAGGGGCUCACCAACAAGGACAUUCCCCUACUCUCAUUCGCCGACCUCGCGUCGUCGUCGCAGGGGAGUCGGCCGGAUAGUAACAGUGGGGGGCGCGCUUCUGCGCGCAGGAGGCCUGCUACCGCCAAUGAUGCCGAGACCAAACCUAAGCAGCCGCAGAGGGAGUCUUUGCUCAUGUUUGACGGGAUGCUCGUGCGGCACAUGGAGGCAGAAAAGGAUAGAAUUAGGCAGAUCACCAGCAACAUGUCGGGUUCAGGUUUAGCGAAAGGUUAA